Molecule: messenger RNA, 2048 nt
Organism: Abrus precatorius (Indian licorice)
Lineage: Eukaryota; Viridiplantae; Streptophyta; Magnoliopsida; Fabales; Fabaceae
Product: phytoene synthase 2, chloroplastic
Exons: 7
Coding region: 523-1824 (433 amino acids)
Biological process (GO): carotenoid biosynthetic process
Molecular function (GO): geranylgeranyl diphosphate synthase activity
Source: RefSeq, a predicted model, not a curated record
AUUGGUGACAAGAGAGAGACCUGAAAUCCCGUAAACGCUGCUAAGAGAAUUUGGUGAUAAAAAGGGACAUUAUUUAAAUUAAACAAAAAGACAAAGGAAAAUAAUAAAUAGUAUUAAGGUCUGGAAGAGUGGAGAGUUUGGUGGGUCAGUGUGUGAGGUAAAGAAAUUGUUCUCAGUGGACGUAGUGUUUUGCUCCAUGAUGUUGAUGCGUUGAAGCAUAUGUUCAAUUAAUGGGAAGCUCUUGUGAGUGGGUCAAGCCAACAGGUUCAUGUUACUGUGGUACUGAAUGUGAUGCUUGUUUUGGUUGAAUCACAGAUAGCUUUGGUAGAAGUUAAGAACUAAGAACAACCCUUCCACCUGCUGGAACUUAGGAUUCAUUGGAGAAAAGCCAGCUUUUUUUGCAUGAUUUGCCUGUGUUUUCAACUGGGUUUGUUUUAUUGAAGGGAGUUUAAUAGUUCUCUGAAGGAUUAUAUUUGAGGAAUAAGGUCAACAAGCAGGUUGUAAGAACCCAAGAGUUUAAUCAUGUCUGUGACGUUAUUGUGGGUUGUUACCGCCCCGGGCUUUGAGGUUUCCCAUUCCACUGGGUUACUUGAUUCUAUUCGAGAUGUGAAGUUCUUUGAUUCUACAAAGUUUGUAUCCCGUGAGCCAAUUAGAGCAAAGAAAGAUAAGCAAAAGAGAUGGAGAUUUUGCUCUUUGAGUGAAAAUAUGAAGUAUGCAUGUGUUGGUCAGUCUGGCUUAGAAAGUACAAGCAACUUCCGUAUGCUGUCAAAUGUGCUUGCAAACCCUGCUGCAGGAGAAGUGGCUGUUUCAUCAGAGCAGAAGGUCUAUGAUGUGGUGCUGAAGCAGGCAUCUUUGGUUAAGAGGAAGCUGAGCUCUGCAGGUGAACUUGAUGCAAAGCCAGAUAUUGCUCUGCCGGGGAAUUUGAGCUUGUUGAGUGAAGCAUAUGACCGUUGUGGAGAAGUUUGUGCAGAAUACGCCAAAACAUUUUACCUGGGAACUCUUCUAAUGACUCCUGAAAGGCGAAGAGCUAUCUGGGCAAUAUAUGUGUGGUGUAGGAGAACAGAUGAACUUGUUGAUGGCCCUAAUGCUUCCCAUAUUACACCAUUUGCUUUGGAUAGGUGGGAAUCGAGAUUGGAAGAACUUUUCCAAGGUCGUCCGUUUGAUAUGCUUGAUGCUUCUUUAUCAGAUACAGUUUCCAAAUUUCCUGUUGAUAUCCAGCCAUUUAAAGAUAUGAUAGAAGGAAUGAGAAUGGAUCUUUGGAAAUCAAGAUACAAAAACUUUGAUGAAUUAUAUCUCUACUGCUACUAUGUUGCUGGGACUGUUGGUUUAAUGAGUGUUCCAGUCAUGGGCAUUUCACCGCAUUCACCGGCCACAACAGAGAGUGUAUACAAUGCUGCCUUGGCCCUUGGAAUUGCAAAUCAGCUUACCAACAUACUUAGAGAUGUUGGAGAGGAUGCAAGCAGAGGAAGAGUGUAUCUACCACAAGAUGAGUUGGCUCUAGCAGGGCUUUCUGAUGAUGACAUAUUUGCUGGCAAGGUGACAGACAAGUGGAGAAACUUCAUGAAGAGCCAAAUUAAAAGGGCAAGAAUGUUUUUUGACAAGGCAGAAAAGGGAGUGAUGGAGCUUAAUGAAGCUAGCAGAUGGCCGGUAUGGGCAGCAUUGCUAUUGUAUCGCCAGAUAUUGGAUGAGAUAGAAGCUAAUGAUUACAAUAAUUUCACCAGGAGGGCUUAUGUGAGCAAAGCCAAGAAGUUACUUUCUUUGCCAAUUGCCUAUACUAAAUCUAUGGUUCCUCCAAGCAAGUUAUCUCCUAUAGUGAAGGCAUAGAUCCAACGCCAUACAAAAGUUAUGUAAAAAAAUGGAUAAGGAGGACCAUAAAAAAAGGGAAAGCACAAUUUGUACAUGAUGAAAUAAGGCUUGUAUUCAUUUUCUAAAUUUUAGUUAAUAUUGGAUUUCGUAUUCAUAUUUUUUUUUAUCUUUUUAAUUUGGGAAAUCUGAGUUAUGAAUUAUUUGGAUACAGCCACAUUUUGAUAAUUUAUUGUUACCUUUAU